AUGGAUGACAAUAAACUCGAAGUGACCAUCAUUCGGGCAAGCGGUCUGCCAGACGUGCAGCUAUGGAAAUUCGGAAGUAUUCAGGACCCGUAUGCGACUAUUAAGUACAACGAUAUCGACCUUCGCACCAAGACCGACAACAAUGGCGGCACAAGCCCCAAGUGGAACGAGACCUUCUCCUUUGCGGUCGGUGAAAGCCCCGUGAUCUCGCUCACCGUGCUGCACGAGAGGGUUCUUUCCAAUGGCGAGAUCAUUGGCACUGGCAAGGUAGAUUUCUCAAGGGCACGGGAGUUGGGCGAGACAGUGGAGUCUGUGCUGCUGGAUACGGCGGAGGGGAAACAGCAAGGUGUUCUCGAGAUCAAGCUAAAGUUUCCAGCAAUAUGGGAGCGGCUUCAUAUGAUCCAGAAAAUGGCGGCCAGUCAGAUUGACGAUGCCAAGUCUGUGUACGAGCAAAAGCUUGCCGACGCACUGAGAAUGCGGCAGAAGAAAGCGGCCCAAAUCUUUGAGCUCCACGAGAACGUCAUUGAAGGCUCGAUAGCCAGCAUGCAAAAUUCCGAGCCGCUUGAGGAGCUUGAAGUGUUUCUAGAGAAGGCGACAACGGCGUACCUUGCGAGCACGGACAAGCCCGUGCGGAAAGUGAAAGCGGAGUUGGAUUUUCACGAGGACGAAUUCCUGACGCAGCUCAGGAAGGAGAUUGACAAGAGCGAGGAUUUCGAAAAGGAGAUCGAGAGGUAUGUGGCAGAAAUUGCGGAGCAGGAUCUGAAGAGGAGGAAGCUUAUCUCAGCAGCACACCUGAAGUUUCUUGAUACGGUUAAGAAGGCUGAGGAGGAGUUACUGCAGAGUAUGAAGGCAGCUCGGCAUGAGUUUGAGGUGGGUGUUGAAGCUGCAGCUGGGGAGUACAAGAAAGAUGCAAAGACACAUAUCUUUUGGGAGCAGGAGUCCAAGGCAAAGAAAGACGUAGCUGCUUAUGAGGCUCUACUACCUAUUAAGGACUGA
Molecule: messenger RNA, 996 nt
Organism: Closterium sp. Naga37s-1
Lineage: Eukaryota; Viridiplantae; Streptophyta; Zygnematophyceae; Desmidiales; Closteriaceae
Source: the annotation of a GenBank genome assembly